This is a messenger RNA of Arabidopsis arenosa, 864 nucleotides long. NCBI's taxonomy places the organism in Eukaryota, Viridiplantae, Streptophyta, Magnoliopsida, Brassicales, Brassicaceae. The record is from the annotation of a GenBank genome assembly.
GGUGUUCAUUUUCAUCUGGUUUGAGAUUAAAACAUGGAAGGAAUCAUUGUGAGAAGAGUUAUACCAUCUGACAACAGUUGUCUCUUCAAUGCAAUCGGUUAUGUCAUGGACAAGGAUAAAAACAAAUCUCCUGAGCUCAGACAGGUGAUAGCAGCAGCAGUUGCAAGCAACAAGGAGAAAUAUAAUGAAGCAUUUCUAGGGAAGCAUAAUGAAGAAUAUUGUGCUUGGAUUCUCAAUCCAGAGAAGUGGGGAGGUGCGAUUGAGCUUUCGAUAUUAGCAGAUUAUUAUGGUCGAGAAAUUGCAGCUUAUGACAUUCAAACUAGUCGAUGUGACUUGUAUGGACAGACGAAAAACUACAAUGAAAGAGUUAUGCUGAUUUAUGACGGUCUUCACUACGAUGCUCUUGCUCUGUCUCCAUUUGAAGGAGCUGAGGAAGAUUUUGAUAUGACUAUAUUUCCAGUUGGUAAAGAUAGAUCCAUCGGGUCAAUUGAAGGGCUUGUUUUGAAUCUAGUAAAAGACCAACAAAGGAAAAGGAGUUACACAGAUACUGCAAACUUCACUCUACGUUGCGGCGUUUGCCAGAUUGGAGUUAUUGGACAAAAGGAAGCUGUGGAACAUGCUCAAGCAACUGGUCAUGUCAACUUUCAAGAAUACAAAUAAGAGAAUGAUUGAUUUGAUUCUUUUAUACAAUUCCAAGAAACAAGAAAGUAAAUUACGAAAAUGAUAUGCUUAAUUUUAAUGUUGUGUGUCAACUAUUCAAGUUCAGUCUGUUGUGCAAUUAUCUUGUGUUGUUAUCUUUCUUUAGUUAUAUCCUCUUUAGGAGGAGGAUCAUUGUUGUCUCACCAAUAAUGUCAUGAAAAAUUG